GGAGGGAGUUAGAGGACGGACAGCAGCAGCUGGAGAGCCGUGGGACAGCUUCCAGUAUGAAAAUGCUAUGUAUUGAAGAAGAAGCGUUAGGCCAAGAAGAAUUCCUUUAUUGCUGUGGGGCUGCUACUCAGCUGCUAAAGUUUGGAUCCCUUGAUUGUUGGCUGAAAGGUGGAUCAAGUAAUUCUUCCAAGGUGUUAUUCCUCAUUAUUCCAGGGAACCCGGGGAUAGUGUGUUACUACAAGCCCUUCAUGCAGAUCUUAUACAAGAUUCUCAACCAGAAGUAUCCCAUCUGGGCCAUAAGCCACGCAGGCCACUGUGUCCCCCCAGAAGACAAAGAGAUGAUGGAAGACCUUGAGCUAGAGGAUGUCUUUGGAUUGAAUGGACAAAUAGAACAUAAAUUAACUUUCCUGAGGAAAAAUGUCCCAAAGGAUAUCAAGCUUGUGCUGAUUGGCCAUUCUAUUGGUUGUCAUAUGAUACUAGAAAUGAUGAAGCGUGAACCCAAAUUACAGGUUCUGAAAGCAGUGUUACUUUUCCCAACAAUUGAACGCAUGGCCGAGUCACCACAAGGCAAGCUUAUGACACCAGUACUUUGCAAACUUCGCUUCCUGAUGUAUGUUCCAAUCUACUUCCUUUCUUUUCUGCCAGAAAGCGUCAAGGCCUCAUUGGUGAGGUGGGCGCUGCAGGGCCUACAGUCCCUGGAUGAAGCUACUGUCUCUGCCACUCUUAAUCUCUUCAAUGUGGAUUGUGCAGCUAACGCCAUGUAUAUGGGAAGCCAGGAAAUGAUGCAGGUUGUGCAGAGAGAUGAUUCCACCAUAGGACGGUAUUUGAACAAGCUUAUCUUUUACUAUGGAUAUAAUGAUCACUGGUGCCCAGUCAAGUAUUAUGAAGGUAUGAAGAGAAGCUUUCCUGACGGGACCAUUCAUCUCUGCCAAAAAGGAAUUCGUCAUGCUUUUGUUUUGGAUGCCAAUGUAGAGAUGGCUCAAAUGCUUAUAGACUGGCUAUGUACAGAUCUAGCAAAAAUGUAACAGAGCGGUAGUCUGUGUAUACUGUAAAAUAUAAAUGUUUUUUAAAUGACAUAAUGUAUGACACAUUACAUACUUUUGUAAGUCUGAUACGUUUUAGAAUUGAACUACAACUAGCUUAUUUAAGCAAAAAUAAGCUAAAUUUUAGAUAUAUCUCCCAGAAAGGGCUUGGAAAAUAAUUUACUAGAAUGAUUUCUUGGUUACAGCUUUAAAAAUAUUUGUGAUUGCUCUAAUUUUUAUAUCUGCGUACAGCCCCUAUGUAAGUAAAUCUGUUUUAUAUCAGGGUUGUUUUUAUAGGAUAAUUGUUGAUGUUCAGUCAGCUUGUAGUUCAUUAGGUUAGAUUUAAUUUUCAAUCAAAAGAGCAUUGUAGGUUUGUUGCAAAGCAUAGAUGGAACUCUUCCAGAACCCUGCCAAAUACCAGCAAGGGAAACUAUUACAAUAUGCUUUGAAAUCAUUCUGCUGUAUUCAUCAAAUUCACAUUCAUCAGAUCUCACCUGACCAGAAACUUGUCAAGACCAAAUUAGCCAUUAAGAUAUUUUCAGUAGCAAGAAGCAUUGUGCAAUUGUGUCUGGUGUUUGUUACAGGCACUGACAGUUGUCUAAAAUAAAAUAAAAUACUGCAGCAAUAGUGCUGAUAAAGAUUUAUUUCCUCCUGGAGCAGCUAUACUUCAAAUAAUGCCCAGUAGAACUUGGGCUAUUGUCUUUCAUAUCGCUACUAAAAAAAGAAAUUAUGUUUAUUGAGGAUCAACCAUAAAAAUUUGUGUAAACCACAAAUAAAUGAAGUAAUUUUUGACAUUG
This is a messenger RNA of Carcharodon carcharias (great white shark), 1819 nucleotides long. RefSeq names its product lipid droplet associated hydrolase (gene ldah). Gene Ontology annotation, cellular component: lipid droplet. The coding region runs from base 57 to 1025 and encodes 322 amino acids. The transcript has 7 exons. NCBI's taxonomy places the organism in Eukaryota, Metazoa, Chordata, Chondrichthyes, Lamniformes, Lamnidae. The record is from RefSeq and is a predicted model, not a curated record. Gene Ontology annotation, molecular function: lipase activity. Gene Ontology annotation, biological process: lipid storage.